AUGUGGCACAGUGCCGACCUGCUCCUGCAUGUGGCACAGUGCCGACCUGCUCCUGCAUGUGGCACAGUGCCGACCUCCUCCUGCAUGUGGCAUAGUGCCGACCUUCUCCUGCAUGUGGCACAGUGCCGACCUCCUCCUGCAUGUGGCAUAGUGCCGACCUCCUCCUGUAUGUGGCACAGUGCCGACCUUCUCCUGUAUGUGGCACAGUGCCGACCUCCUCCUGUAUGUGGCAUAGUGCCAACCUUCUCCUUCAUGUGGCAUAGUGCCGACCUUCUCCUGCAUGUUACACAGUGCCGACCUCCUGCAUGUUACACAGUGCCGACCUCCUCCUUCAUGUGGCACAGUGCCGGCCUGCUCCUUCAUGUGGCACAGUGUCGACCUUCUCCUGCAUGUUACACAGUGCCGACCUUCUCCUGCAUGUGGCACAGUGCCGGCCUGCUCCUGCAUGUGGCACAGUGCCGGCCUGCUCCUGCAUGUGGCACAGUGCCGGCCUGCUCCUGCAUGUGGAAUAGUGCCCACCUCCUCCUUCAUGUGGCACAGUGCCGACCUUCUCCUGCAUGUGGCACAGUGCCGACCUCCUCCUGCAUGUGGCAUAGUGCCGACCUUCUCCUGCAUGUGGCACAGUGCCGACCUCCUCCUGCAUGUGGCACAGUGCCGACCUCCUCCUGCAUGUGGCACAGUGCCGACCUGCUCCUGCAUGUGGCACAGUGCCGACCUCCUCCUGCAUGUGGCAUAGUGCCGACCUUCUCCUGCAUGUGGCACAGUGCCGACCUUCUCCUGCAUGUGGCACAGUGCCGACCUCCUCCUGCAUGUGGCACAGUGCCGACCUCCUCCUGCAUGUGGCAUAGUGCCGACCUUCUCCUGCAUGUGGCACAGUAG
Messenger RNA from Procambarus clarkii (red swamp crayfish), 879 nucleotides. Lineage: Eukaryota; Metazoa; Arthropoda; Malacostraca; Decapoda; Cambaridae. The record is from RefSeq and is a predicted model, not a curated record.